Molecule: messenger RNA, 4859 nt
Organism: Hemicordylus capensis (graceful crag lizard)
Lineage: Eukaryota; Metazoa; Chordata; Lepidosauria; Squamata; Cordylidae
Gene: PRKCZ
Product: protein kinase C zeta
Exons: 20
Coding region: 483-2261 (592 amino acids)
Biological process (GO): protein phosphorylation
Molecular function (GO): ATP binding; protein serine/threonine kinase activity; protein binding
Source: RefSeq, a predicted model, not a curated record
UCGGCGGCGGUUGCUGCUGCGCGGCGCGGGGGUGGAGGUCGCGGGAGCGCGCGCGUCCCCCCCGCCCUCCGCCGCUUCAGCCUGGGGCGCGUUCACGGAGGCCAGCGGGGCGCGCAAGAAGGGGCGUCGGGCGCGCGAGUCCUCCCCGCGCCUCAGAGGAAGUUGGGGCGAAACUUUCCCGGGCGGGCAGAGCGGAAGAGCCCGAGGGAGGCGGAGGAGGAGUAGGUGAACAGCCGAAAUUAAGAAGUUCGCUUUCUUGAGCGGUGGAAUGUGUAACCACCCAGAGUACUCGCUGUUGCCGGAGCAGAGGCAUACUGUGUGUUUGUGUGUACGCAGGCUGAUGGGGUAUUACUUUCCAAGAAGCAGCAUGGAAAUUUCGCCUGCCCGUUGAUCAGAACGCCUUGAAGCUGCCCAUCUCUGAAUGGUCUGGAAGAUAAGUCUGUCGACGUACGGCACGCCUUUCAUCUUGACCGUUUAGUACCAUGCCUAGCAAGAUGGGGUCAAAAAUGAACCCGAAGAGAGACUUUAUCCGAGUCAAAACUCAUUAUAAUGGGGAUAUCCUCAUAACAAACCUUGGUGCGUCCAUGAACUACGACGAACUUUGCGAUGAAGUGCGGGAGAUGUGCAAUUUGCAGCUGGAGCAACCCAUUACCCUGAAGUGGAUUGAUAAUGAAGGUGAUCCAUGUACCAUUUCGUCUCAGAUGGAACUGGAAGAAGCAUUCCGCUUGUACUGUCAACACAGAGAUGAAGGGCUCAUUAUUCACGUUUUCCCCAGCAUUCCAGAGAAACCAGGCAUGCCGUGUCCGGGAGAAGACAAAUCGAUCUACCGCCGGGGAGCCAGAAGAUGGAGGAAGCUGUACCGAGUGAAUGGGCAUCUGUUUCAAGCCAAGCGCUUUAACAGAAGAGCAUACUGUGGCCAGUGCAGUGAAAGGAUAUGGGGUCUCGGAAGGCAAGGCUACAAGUGUAUCAACUGCAAGCUGUUGGUCCAUAAACGCUGUCACAUCCUUGUCCCACUGACCUGCAAAAGGCAUAUGGAUUCUAUGAUGCCUUCUCAGGAACCUCAAUUGGAUGAUAAGAAUGAUGAAGCCGACGUCCCCACAGAAGAGACGGAUGGAAUCUCUUAUAUUUCUUCAGCCCGGAAGCAUGACAAUAUUAAGGAUGAUUCUGAGGACCUCAAGCCAGUUAUCGACGGAAUGGAUGGAAUCAAGAUCUCUCAGGGGCUGGGCCUCCAGGACUUUGAUCUGAUCAGAGUGAUUGGACGCGGGAGUUACGCCAAAGUUCUUCUAGUGCGGUUGAAAAAGAACGACCAGAUCUACGCGAUGAAAGUCGUGAAGAAAGAAUUGGUCCACGACGACGAGGAUAUUGAUUGGGUGCAGACGGAAAAGCAUGUGUUCGAACAGGCGUCGAGCAACCCGUUCCUCGUUGGUUUACAUUCCUGCUUCCAAACGACCAGUCGGUUGUUUCUUGUUAUAGAGUACGUGAACGGGGGCGACCUCAUGUUUCAUAUGCAGCGGCAAAGGAAACUCCCAGAAGAACACGCAAGGUUUUAUGCUGCUGAAAUCUGUAUUGCUCUAAACUUCCUACAUGAGCGAGGCAUCAUCUACAGAGAUUUAAAAUUAGACAAUGUUCUCCUAGAUGCAGAGGGUCAUAUCAAGCUAACAGAUUACGGCAUGUGCAAGGAAGGUUUGGGCCCUGGCGACACUACAAGCACUUUCUGUGGAACACCAAAUUACAUUGCCCCAGAGAUUCUACGGGGAGAAGAGUAUGGGUUCAGUGUAGAUUGGUGGGCCCUUGGCGUUCUCAUGUUUGAAAUGAUGGCAGGAAGAUCUCCCUUUGAUAUUAUUACUGACAAUCCAGAUAUGAACACUGAAGAUUACCUCUUCCAAGUUAUCCUUGAAAAACCCAUUCGAAUUCCAAGAUUCCUUUCUGUGAAGGCCUCUCAUGUCUUGAAAGGAUUUUUAAAUAAGGAUCCCAAAGAGAGGCUUGGAUGCCAACCACAAACUGGGUUUUCUGAUAUCAAGUCUCACACGUUCUUUCGCAGCAUAGACUGGGAUCUGCUGGAAAAGAAGCAAGCAACCCCACCAUUUCAGCCGCAGAUCACAGACGACUAUGGUCUGGAUAACUUUGAUACCCAGUUCACCAGCGAACCUGUGCAGCUAACUCCCGAUGAUGAAGACGUAAUAAAAAGAAUAGACCAGUCGGAAUUUGAAGGAUUUGAAUAUAUUAAUCCGAUGUUGCUGUCAGCUGAGGAGACCGUAUGAAAGCACAGCAUCGACACAGAGGACGAGUAAUGUGAAUCGUUGACAUUUAAUCCUUAACAACAGUAUAUGCAUGCAAGGCUGGAGGAAACUGUACCGUUUUGAACGGAGACCAAUGACGGAGAGAAAUGCUGCUGCAGAAUCAAGAAAAAUAUAUAUAUGAUUUUGGUGGGUGUCUUCCUCUAUUUUUAAAAACAAAAUAAAGUUUGGGGCACUGACACAGCUGGCGUCAUGAAGAAAUCUACAUUUCGUGCCUGCUUCAUCAAGGAACAGCAGCCGAUUUGCAUCCUUGGAGAGAGAGAGAGAGAGAGAUUCCAAACCACUCUGAAAGCUGCACGCUUCCGAUGGACGUUUCGAUGCAACGAGCGACUCGAACCGUGUAACAUCCUGGAGAAUAAAAUGUUAGUGGUGUUGAAGCUUGCUUUAGAUGCCUUUUUUCACAAGUGGUACCCUAUCUUAGGCUUAAAUGUCUCGGUUUUAUUUAUAUAUAUAUAAAUGAUAUGAUAUAUAUAUAAAGGAAAAAAAGGAGUUGUGUUUUAUUAGCGAUCAGAACAAAUUUGGGUGCAGUAUUAAGUGCCUAAAUGGAUAAACUGCAUAAAAAAAUAUUCCAUAUUGGGAACACUUUAUAAAACCUGGCAAGUUCUGAUUAUUUAAAAAAGAGGGAAGAAAGUAUUUUACACACGGAGCAUAACUAACAGCUGCUAUCUAACACUUAACUUAUCUCUUCAUAGGACCUUUUAGAAGGGGCAGAGGUCUCAGCAAUAACGGUUCCAAAUUAAAAUUGACCGAUUCAAACAUCUGGAUGGCGUUUAAUGUGGGAGAUGAACAAAUUGACCAAAAUCUUGUCUAGAAAAUUUAAAUUUGCACAUGGUGAAUUCUGAAAAUACUUGAGCAGUGCCUACAUGACGUCUUGUGUUGUAAACUAGAGUUUUGAGAAAUAUUUUUAUCAAUGCAAUAUUUGGAAGGAGCAAUGGAAGCAGAACGGAUCGUAGCCUUAAGGUUUAAAGAGAAACAAAUUCUAGGAUAUCCAUCGACAUAUUGCAUUUUUUUUCUGAUAAAGCACACCUACUUAAAACUGCUUUGAAUCGUUCCGUGUGUAUUACUGAAUAACCCUACGGGGGGCUUCAUUUUGGUAAACACAACACUUAGUCAAAGCAGUCACAUAAUGAAGGAGGAAAUGAACAGAUAUGAGUAUUGUAUGAAUAUAGUAUGAUGAAAUAUGCCCAUAUUUCCUCAAAUGGGAGGAAGGUUGUAUCAGGUUGUUUGUCAGCUUUGGGAAUUAAAAACACGUCAAUUCGGUUGACUUGCUAACAAGUCCGCAUUGCUGCUUAAAACCUUUCAGAAUCUUACAAUGAUCCAUUGGAUUACUUAUCUAUGACAACAGGCAGUAUUUCGUGUUGGGAGACUCGUGUUCCAACCACUGAGUGGCUUACAGUUCUCGGGGGACGGAAAUUCUGCUGAAAGGAGAGAAACGCUGUGUGCCAUGCCAACUUCGCUAAUUUGUUAGACUCAAAAGCUACUUGCAAAUGUUCCUCGUUAUUUUCUCGUAUAGGUUUCUCAGGGUACAGCAUUGCAUUAGGUUCUCAACAGGACCUCUCUGUUGCAUUCAAGUCCAUGAGGUGCUAGGGUCAGACUGCCAAAUCAUGGGAUUGAAAAAUCGUCCAGCGAGCCAUUAAGAUUACAUUUUGUAUUUCCCAGAAUUAACGCACAUCUGUUAGUCCCAGGCAGAGCUGUUGAAGGUUGCUGUCUGGGCCGAAUUUCUUUCUAUUAAAUGAGAGGCGUUCUAACCAGCACUCAAUGAUUAAGUUAGCAGUACCUUCUUCAGACGCUUGGGAUUUCGAUAACCAAGUCACCUAGCUAAAAGAGUGUCUGUUUUCCCCCCCUUUUAAAAGCCAACCAUAGAAACAGUUUAAUAGCUUUUCUCCCCCUUCUCAGUGAAUUAUUCAGAGUACCCUGAAUGUUCUGUCUCUCUGUUCGAUUUAUAAUGGGACAGCUGGUUUUGCAUGGCGAUAUGACGCACACAGAUGCCGACGGGAUGAUGGGGUCAGGCGAAACAUGGAAGGUUCUUGGUCCUAAACUUGUGAUACCAGAACAUUAUGGUAGGGCGGGUGGGUGAAUGCACAAACGCUUGCUCACCAGACAUAAUAAAACAAUGCCUUGAUUUAUUUCUAAUUAAAGGCAUUUACGAUGUUGCUGUGUUGCCAAAUAAGUUGCUGGUUACAAGCUGGUUGCUCACGUGCAAGUGUAUGACUAAUGUUCUGUUCAUGAUGAAGGGGAAUUUUUUUAUAUAAAGUACUUGUUUUAUAAAUUAAAGAAAAAAAAUGAAGGCUGUAAUUUAAAUGUGUGGUUUAAAAAGAAUCCUAAUAUAUUGCAAAUUGAUCUGGUAAUGAUAUAAUUGUCUUAGUAUGUAAAUGAAAUGUAAAUGAAAACUCUCUAGCUAAUUUAAUGAUUGUAAAACAGUAAAUAUGUUCUUGUAGUUUUGUAUAAUUAACUAGUUGAGAUCUUGGGCCAGUUUUAUUUGUGCAAAAGAUGGUAUACUAAUCCAUAAACAGCUAAGAUCAUUUAUAUUCUUGCACAUCUAUUAAAGACUUUAAUGAAAAA